GCAAUAAUUUGGACCGCUGAUUUCGUUGCUGUUGCUUUCACAGCAAUUCGCCUGUACAUCCGAGGAAGCGUAACCAAGAAGUUCCAUUGGGAUGACGCUGUGCACAUACUCGCGAUGGUAUGUAUGAUUAUUCAAUCUGCCAUAUACUCAGGUGGCCGAUCGUUGGAGAAGUCUGUUGAAAGUUACCUUGCCAAGGAAACCCUCGUGGCUCCGAACUUCACGCUUUUCUUGAGAUUAAACAUUGCAUCUACGGUCAUUACCUUCACUUGCUAUUGGGCUGUGAAGUUAUCUAUUAUGCUUUUCUAUCGCAUGCUCUUCUGGGUCUAUGACACAUUUAUGAAGGCAUGGUGGACUGUUCUUUGCUUCACCUUCGCCACGUACUGGGUUGUAAUAGCUACAGCACUUGUGCAAUGCGAUGGCAAUGGUUUGGAGUUGACUAGUAUUGCUGCUUGCUCCUCGGCGCAAAGCUCGAUAUUGGAUAAGAAGAUAUACAAAAUUAGUGUUGUCAUGAAUGUAGCGUCGGAUCUGGCGAUCAUGGCUCUACCAUUAGUAAUGAUCUCUAGAAUGCACAUCCGGACUACUCAGAAACUUGGGGUAGCGCUUAUUUUCUGCCUCUCAUUUAUCGUAGUUGCCUUCGAGAUUGUGCGCUUUUUUAAGUCCUUUGGAAGCUCAGGCAUAGCUUUACACAUCAUCUGGACUAGCGUGGAAGCAAGCAUUGCUGUCAUUAUAUCUUGUUUGCCUACCUUCAAUAUACUUUUUCGCAAUCGA
Molecule: messenger RNA, 768 nt
Organism: Mollisia scopiformis
Lineage: Eukaryota; Fungi; Ascomycota; Leotiomycetes; Helotiales; Mollisiaceae
Exons: 3
Source: RefSeq, a predicted model, not a curated record